Cadophora gregata is the source of this 285-nucleotide messenger RNA. RefSeq lists its product as uncharacterized. The transcript has 2 exons. Lineage: Eukaryota; Fungi; Ascomycota; Leotiomycetes; Helotiales; Ploettnerulaceae. The record is from RefSeq and is a predicted model, not a curated record. The coding region runs from base 1 to 285 and encodes 94 amino acids.
AUGAGGUGGGGGAUGGAUGGGUGGGGGUUGGGUGGGGAGAGGAGGGAGAGGAGGGAGAGGAGGGAGAGGAGGGAGAGGAGGGAGAGGAGGGAGAGGAGGGAGAGGAGGGAGAGGAGGGAGAGGAGGGAGAGGAGGGAGAGGAGGGAGAGGAGGGAGAGGAGGGAGAGGAGGGAGAGGAGGGAGAGGAGGGAGAGGAGGGAGAGGAGGGAGAGGAGGGAGAGGAGGGAGAGGAGGGAGGAGGGAAGAGUCAGGCGUCUAGGUUAUAACUCUAUGGGGACAGAGUAG